AAUGUUAAACAGAUUAAGGCGUGCCGACUCCCAGAGCUCUGCAUCAACAACAAAACUGCGUUGCGCACUAAAAAUUCACAGGAUUAAUAGUGUACAGUUGAUUUGAGACUGCUUUGCGUUUCUCAUUAGAAUUAUAUCACAAGGGCGUUCUCAAUCCGGUAUUUAAAUAACUACUACUGUACUAUUCGUUGUCUGGAAUAAAUCGAGCCUUGCUAAAAGCCCUUCUGCUGCUGCUGCUGCUGUUUUUAAUUAUUCUUUUUUUUUUUCUGAACUGGAGGUAAAAAAUAUGCUUAUCUUAAAAAGCUUCCUUAAAUUCAUGAUUAUUAGGAGAUGUCAUCAUUCAGUUGGAAUUAUCGGAGCUCCAUUUUCACGAGGACAGCGAAAGGAUGGUGUAGAGAAGGGGCCUGAUUAUAUAAGGACAGCAGGGUUGAUUGAAAAACUCCAAGCACAAGGUUGUCAGGUGAAGGAUUAUGGCAACUUGAAAUUGGACGAUGUUCCCAAUGAUGAACCUUUCGGGAAGGUCAGGAUGCCCAAGACGGUGGGCCUUGCUAAUCAGCGUCUUGCUGAUGCUGUACACACUGUGAAGAAGGAAGGAAGGGCCUGUGUGGUGCUUGGAGGGGAUCACAGUCUAGCAAUCGGAUCCAUUCUUGGGCAUGCAAGAUCUCAAAGGGACUUGUGUCUAGUGUGGGUUGAUGCUCAUGCUGACAUAAACACUCCGCUGACAUCUCCAACUGGCAACGUGCAUGGCCAGCCAGUUUCAUAUCUUCUGAAGGAACUACAAUCAAAGAUUCCAGUGAUGCCUGGCUUCUCAUGGAUAAAGCCCUGCAUAACAGCGAAGGAUAUUGUUUACAUUGGCCUGCGGGAUCUUGACCCAGAAGAGCAUUACAUCGUAAAGAAUUUGGGCAUCAAGUCGUUCUCAAUGACAGAGCUGGACCGAUUGGGAAUGGGUAGAGUGAUGGAGGAGACUUGCGAUCAUCUCUUCUCCAAGUAGGUUUUAAUAGCACUUGUUUAGGAUCUCCAUUGUGAAUG
Molecule: messenger RNA, 1029 nt
Organism: Acipenser ruthenus (sterlet)
Lineage: Eukaryota; Metazoa; Chordata; Actinopteri; Acipenseriformes; Acipenseridae
Product: arginase-1-like
Exons: 6
Coding region: 287-991 (234 amino acids)
Cellular component (GO): cytoplasm; nucleus; cytosol
Molecular function (GO): arginase activity; manganese ion binding
Source: RefSeq, a predicted model, not a curated record